This is a messenger RNA of Rhinocladiella mackenziei CBS 650.93, 798 nucleotides long. RefSeq lists its product as uncharacterized. Bases 1 to 798 code for a protein of 265 amino acids. The record is from RefSeq and is a predicted model, not a curated record. Lineage: Eukaryota; Fungi; Ascomycota; Eurotiomycetes; Chaetothyriales; Herpotrichiellaceae. The transcript has 2 exons.
AUGGAAGGUUACGCCAAGGUAGCCCGGUUGAUGACGAACCACACAGAAACGGCAUGUCUUCGAGGGUUCAAAGCUCUCAGUUGUCAAAAUCUUCUCUAUCUGCAAGCCGAAUUAAUUCAGCUUGAGGCUGAUCAUGAGACGCUAGCGACCACCGAUCGAUCUUCCGGACACCCCAAAAGGACGCUCUACGAAAAGAGCUACAGAUUGCUCAGCCAGUCUCAUAAGGAUGACCAUGACGAACAAUUCCGGAACUGGCUUCAAAUUCGAGCCAAACUCAAAGAAUACUAUACAUCCCUGGAACAUCACAUUUUCGUGUCCCAUUUAUCCAAGCCAUCUUCAACUGUCUUGGAAUUCAUCAAUGACUGGUUUGCUCGGAAGACCAUGGGGGGCUGUCCCUUACUAGAUAUCGAUCGACAUGCUUGGGACAAAAAGAACGAAACAGACAUCAUUACUCUACGAGACCCAAGCAAUAUGGAUAUAUUUUCUCACUGGUUUUGCGAGAAACUCAUCCCCAUGCUCCACUCCCACUGCUUCAGGAGAUUCAAGAAGCCAAUUCAGUGGGAUCCAGAAUCUGGCUUGUCAGAUUACUCCGACAGCGCCGUUGCCACCGUACUGGACUUGCUGGGGACUGUCAUCUCUUCUUUGUUCCCCGUCAGCUCGAUUGCGGUCCUGUACUCUGUCACUGGUAUGUCGUAUAGGAUCGGCAUCGUCGCUGGAUUUACAGCCCUCUUUUCCUUGACCCUUGCCUUGAUCACCAAGGGAAGAAGAGUAGAGAUAUUUGCGGCAACCACUGCGUAG